This is a messenger RNA of Scatophagus argus, 2925 nucleotides long. RefSeq names its product homeobox B6a (gene hoxb6a). Gene Ontology annotation, cellular component: nucleus. The record is from RefSeq and is a predicted model, not a curated record. Gene Ontology annotation, molecular function: DNA-binding transcription factor activity, RNA polymerase II-specific; RNA polymerase II cis-regulatory region sequence-specific DNA binding. Lineage: Eukaryota; Metazoa; Chordata; Actinopteri; Scatophagidae. Bases 1048 to 1899 code for a protein of 283 amino acids. The transcript has 2 exons. Gene Ontology annotation, biological process: anterior/posterior pattern specification; regulation of transcription by RNA polymerase II.
ACACACACACACACACACACACGGGACCACACAUGACUUGUGCGCGCUCCCGGUUGUGAUUUACGCGUGCCAAAUUCAUUUUCACAUUUUCAUGCGGUCGGUAUUAUCUGCAAAGCGCCGGGGAUAUGUUUUAUUAUUCGGUUGCCUCUGGUGGUGCCCCCCCCCCCCGCCACCCCAACCCCAACCCAAUCGGGGAGGGAGCGCGUGCGUGUGUGUGUUUGUGAGCUGCUGUGUUUUAUGAGUCCAACAACAGACGGACGAAGACACACAGGGAGAGAAAGAAUCAAUUUAACGCGCCGAGGAUUCCGGUGUGAUUGCGCAAUCUCACCGGGAACCGGAGGAAGAUUAGACAGAGAGAUUGAAUGAGAUUUAGACAGAGAGAAAGGGAGUGGGAGAUUGAAAAAGGGAAAUAGGAAAAGGGAGAAGUGGUGGGGGAGAGUCGCGGUGGUUCCCAGCACCCCCCUGCAGCCCUCUCUCCCCUUCCUCCUCUUCUUCCUCUCUCCAAGAAAAGGAAAGGGGGCGAACGAAUGCCAGGCACGGAAGCUUCCCAUUGGUCAGUCUGAGGUCAGCUGGUCUCUGCCUCCCCCUUACCCCUCCUCACCCCAUCCCGUCUUCUACACACACACACACACACACACACACACACACAGGCUCUCUCUCUUGUUCUCCCACCUCCUCUCUCUCUCUAUCCCAUACUGGCACUCAGCCACCCAAAUACCCCUUCCCCUCUCUCACCCUCUCUCACCCUCCUCACCCCCCUCCUCCCAAUCUGCGAUAAACUAAGUGAUAGCAGCAGCCCGUUGGACUGUCGGCUAUAAAACACAACAAAUCAUAAAGUGCAGGCAGGGGAAGGCAGAGGAAGGAGGACGGGAGGGAGAACCGUUAGCCGUUAGCCGUUAGCCUCCUUCUACUCCUCCUUCUUCUUCAUCGCGUGAACGUUGUUGUUGUGUUUGUGUCGUGCCCUCCUGUCCUCCCCUCUCCUCUUCUCUUCUUUUCCUCUCCUAUCCUUUCUUCUCUUCUCAUCCUUCUUCUCCUGGCUUUCUCCCGAUGAGUUCCUAUUUUGUCAACUCCUCUUUCCCGGUGACGCUACCGGGAACGGGUGGAGGCGGGCAGGCGGCGGCGGAGUCGUUCCUGGGUCAGAUCCCGCUCUACUCGUCGGGAUACGCCGCCGACCACCCGCUCAGGCACUACCCGGCAGCAGCCGUUACCGCUGCCGCGGCCGUGGCGUACGGCGCGAGCGGCAGCGGCGUGCACCAGGAUAAAACAUACACGGCGUCCACCUACUAUCAGCAGGCUGCGAACGGAGCGUACGGCGGGCACAGGGCGGCAGCAGGUGUCGGCGUUGGGGGCACAGCCGGAGCCGGUGCCUGCGACUACGCCACGGCGGCGGCGGCAGCGGCGGCUGCAGCGGCGGCAACUGGCUUCUACCGGGACAAGGAGCACCCGUGCAGCCUGGACGAGCACCAGCUCGCGCUGAGCCAGGACGGCAUGCACCGUAAGGCGGAGUGCGCGGGGCUGAGUGGGAAAGGGCUGUUCGGUGACACGAUGGAGGAUAAGCAACCGUCAUCUGCCCCUAUUUAUCCGUGGAUGCAGCGAAUGAACGCGUGCAACGGGACUUUCGGCAGCCCCGGGAGGCGCGGACGGCAGACUUACACGCGCUACCAGACGCUCGAGCUAGAGAAGGAGUUCCACUUCAACCGGUACCUCACGCGGCGGCGGCGGAUCGAGAUCGCGCACGCGCUCUGCCUCACGGAGCGCCAGAUCAAAAUCUGGUUCCAGAACCGGAGGAUGAAGUGGAAGAAGGAGAACAAAUUGAUCAACUCCUCAUCUUCCUCGUCGUCCUCCUCCUCUUCCUCCACGGUGAACGGUGCAGAAGAAGAAGAGAAACGGACGGAGUGAAAGAGGAGAGACAAACUGAUGUAAGAUACAUAAAAGAGGAAGAGGAGGAUGGAAGAAAAGACAUGCUGGUUAAUCCUUUCCCCUCCCCGUCUCAAACUUCGUCCAGACCUUUGUCUGAUGUGAAAACUCUGGGAAAAAGUAGCCUACAUUUCGUUUUACUUUUCUUUUUUUUUUUAAGCCGGAGCAGGGGUGAAACAUAUUAGAGAACUAAGGAGAAGAAUAUCCAUUUUUGAUUCCUCGAGUAUCGCCACUCAUCCAAAAAUGUAUCCCACUGCUUCUAUAGGCUCAAUUUGCCUCUCUGUGUGCUGUGAAAAUUGGGAAAUCAUUUGACUGUUGAGAAAGGAUCGCAUGGCUGUGGAGGAGAAAAAAACUGAUAAAAUUAAGAGAUUAAAAAAGAACAAAGAAUAGAAAAAAAAGAGAGAGAGAGAGAGAACGGUGGCGGACAAGCUAUGACAUCCGAAGCGUGUAAACAACCCGCCACUCGAUGACAAACUGUGUCAAGACACAAUUUCUUGCUGCAUUCCAAUAGAACCUAACUUCUUAUAUUCUAUUUAGUUUUUAUUUUUAUUUUUCUUGUCUUGCAGGCACUUGUUUUGAAGCUUUAGGAUUCGACUUCAGGCUGUUUCUCCCCCCCGAUGGUUUUGUUUUCUGUUUUCCUAAACGUGUAGUGUGUAUCACUUUCAGUACCUUCAAAUACACACAACAACGUGGGGAGCUGUUUGAGAAGUGUAUGUAUGUCAUAUGGUGUUCAUAUUUAAACUGUAUAGAAAUAAGCAAGGAAAAAAAUAAAAUAAUGUAAUUGCGGGAGAGGGUAAUUUAACUUUUCCGGCUGUUUUAAUUUUCCAAUAGAAAGGGGGCGCGUGGGAGGGGGUGUUAACCUGCUGAUGUUAUUCUCCAAACUACCUAAAAACGUUCAGGAAAGUGUAUAUUUUAUGGAUUUUUACAUUGUUUGUUUUUGUUAGUGUUUUUGUCAGUAAUUACGUAUACUACCUAUGAGAAAUGUUCAAUAAAAUGUUAAGAAAUGUA